UCCUCAAUCAGAAGGAAUUGAAAAUUGAACUUCCUUCUUCAUCUAGACCAGAUUUUUACUUCAAAUUUCGAGAUGCUAUGUCGAUCCAGAUCACUAUUGAGGACAUAACUCACUCGCUUCACCUCAUCAAUCGUUACACUCAUAUUGAGAUUGCUUUCGCUCAAUUCUCUGGCCCUCUUGAGCAUUGCUCAAAAAUUCGCGAAGUAGUCAUGCAAGCUGUUGACAAGGUUACGAAUGAUCUGCAUAUGGAGUACAAUCAUGUCAAUGCAUUUGCUUGUUCAAAUGAUCUGGAAAAGAAGUGUUACUGUCUUGUUGUUAAUAAAGAUGAAUUCAAAGUCAAAUGUACAGAUUGUCCUAUGGCAGCUCCUAUUACAGAUGAUAAUAGCUACAAGUGCUGGUUUAAAAGCUCCACAACUGUUCCACAAAAUACAAAUCUAGUAGUAUCUCCAUUAAAGAAUCAGGAAGAGAAGACAGAUAAGACAUCAAGUUCAUCUGAAAAAACACAAGAUAAGUGGUCUAAACUGGGAAUCAUAAGUGUUGUUGGACUAGUACUAGUUGGAGCAUUCAUUCUUGUUUUAGUUGGAUAUUUUGCCUUUUUAAAUUCUUAUCAUAUAGGUUAUGGAGCUGUGUUAUUUAUAGUAUUAGUUACUUUAUCAGAAAUCUUUUCCAUCUGGAAACCUGUUCUAAGAUAACAGUAUUUGGAGCUUUUAUUGCAGUUAUUAUUGGGAUUUUUAUCACAAUGAUUGUGAUCUUGAUUAUUGGAGAUGAUGCUACUAAACGAUACCUUCUUCAAACUAUAGUAACUGCUAUCAUCACACCAUUCAUGAACAAAGUUAUGGACAAGUUAUUUGGAAACUCUAAUAAUAGAUAGGUUUUAUUUUGAUUUUGUGUUAGAAAACAAUUCUUUUAGCUUUGAUUAUAGUUAUACCAGAGUAUACUGAAGUUAUGUAUACCACAAUACACAAUAUUUUUUGUUUACUAUUGAGUUAAUUUUCAUGAAAAGUUUCCAA
Amphimedon queenslandica is the source of this 1010-nucleotide messenger RNA. RefSeq lists its product as uncharacterized. The transcript is spliced from 6 exons. The record is from RefSeq and is a predicted model, not a curated record. NCBI's taxonomy places the organism in Eukaryota, Metazoa, Porifera, Demospongiae, Haplosclerida, Niphatidae. The coding region runs from base 78 to 692 and encodes 204 amino acids.